Molecule: messenger RNA, 1034 nt
Organism: Punctularia strigosozonata HHB-11173 SS5
Lineage: Eukaryota; Fungi; Basidiomycota; Agaricomycetes; Corticiales; Punctulariaceae
Product: NAD(P)-binding protein
Exons: 4
Coding region: 16-942 (308 amino acids)
Source: RefSeq, a predicted model, not a curated record
CGUGACUGUCAUACCAUGCCAUCCCUCACUGAAGCGCAGGCUUACAAUGCCGCUGCUCUAUCGGCUCUGUCAACGGUACCGACCGCGCUGUUCAUCGGCGGGACGAGUGGGAUUGGUCGAGGCAUUGUGGAAGCAUUCGCACGUCAUACGAAAGGCAAUGUGCAUAUUAUAAUAUGCGGUAGGAAUCGCGAAGCCGCCGACCGUAUCAUCGCAUCACUGCCGAAACCCUCCGUUGCUGCAGCGAAGCACGAGUUUGUCUACUGUGAAGCAACGCUCAUGCGCAAUGUCCGCGCUGUCACCUCCGAGUUGAUUUCCCGCCUUCCAAAGCUUAACUAUCUCGUCUUCACCAUUGCGCUCGUCAACUUAAACGGGUACGAGCCAACGGAGGAAGGUCUAGAGAAGAAAGCGGCUGCGUCAUACUACGCUCGAUGGCUGUUCACCCUCGAGCUACUUCCUUUACUCCGCAAAGCUCGGGAGAUGGCUGAGCCUGCCAAGCUCCUCUCUAUCGGUAGUGCGGGUCGGGCUGGGCGAAAGAUCGAAACGGAUGACGACCUCGAUUUGAGAAAGCUCUACAAGACUAGCAUAUUUCAGAUUCGCAAAACGAUCACGGCCUGCCAGGAGCUCAGUCUUGAGGCUUUCGUUACCGAGAACCCAUGGCUUACGACUAUUCACACGAAUCCGGGCGUCGUGUAUACGCCUUCCUUACCUUUCGAUGUACCGUUGCUGCUCAAGGUUGUCAUUGACUAUGUCGCCUGGAUACUUCUGCGGUCGCCCAGUGAUUCGGGUGAGUUCAUGCUGUAUGCUCUACUGAAAGGCGAAGGCGAAGGUCGCGUAUUACGAUUUGGCGAAACGGGGAAAACAUUACGACGUCGCGACGAGUUCAUCACCGUCGAAGGACAGGAGCGAGUGUGGAAACAUACGCUGGAGGCAAUCUCAGUUUGAGGAUGGUACCAUAAACAUGUCGGCCAUUGCGUUGCAAUGGAUUCUGUAGCUUUAAGUGCUGUCAUGAUCAUAUUAGCGCUCGUCAUCAUCCA